This is a messenger RNA of Folsomia candida, 2809 nucleotides long. RefSeq lists its product as uncharacterized. The record is from RefSeq and is a predicted model, not a curated record. NCBI's taxonomy places the organism in Eukaryota, Metazoa, Arthropoda, Collembola, Entomobryomorpha, Isotomidae. Bases 507 to 2684 code for a protein of 725 amino acids. The transcript is spliced from 10 exons.
UAUGUACACAAAUAUCUAUGUACGUGUAUUACAUACACAUUGAUUGGGGGAUUACAGAAAUUAUACGCACAUUCUUCAUUCAACAUAUUCAAAAUAUUAUUGUGUAUUCUAGUCUCUCUUCUUCUGUUCAGUACGACAUCCAGUAUUUUUUAUGCUAAUUAGCAUAAUUCAAUCCAUAGAAAAUGCAUUGAUUUUUUCGUAGCACACGAGGUAGGAUAGAUGAUCAAAAUUUGAGAUGCUAUUCACUUCGAAGCAGGUGGAUGAGAUGUAUUGUAAUGAUUUUACACACAUAUGUAUUUAUGUACAUAUGUAUAUACAUGCUUGUUGGUAUUAUGUAACACUACACAGCAUGCUUAAAUAUUAUCACAACAUAUGAAAUUCUGCCUAUCUAAUCUGCAUUGUCUCGUUGUUUGGUAUUAUUGAAUCUGCCUUUGUGUUUAGGGAUUAAUAUGUUCUUAAUGUACGGAUAGGUCGCAGGACGUGAAGGUUUAGUGCCAAUAAUAAUAAUGACAAGUUCUGAAAUAGACGAUAAAUUUUUACGUCUUAUACAAGCUACUCCAUAUUUGUAUCAACUAUGGGAUCAACUCAGAAAUGAAGGAUUCGAAAUCGGAAGUGAGGCGGAAAUUAAUCGUGCUGGAACUACAUUUCAAAGGUUCCGUCGUCUUUACGAUAACUUACUCCAAAAUCGCUACAAGUUUGAUUCAAGUCAGUGGGAAAAGUUACAACUAAUUUUUCAGUUAACUUGUAACACGGCCGGAUUCGAGUUAUUGCAGAAAUAUUUUGGUGAUGAAUCUGAAAAAGAGAUUUAUAAUCCUUCCAUUAAUGAAUUUUUUGUUAGCCCCGAUGACUUGUCUAUGCCAUUUAAUAAUUCUUCAGUUAAGCAAGCUUUAUUUAAAUCAGCCCGAAAUGGUAAUGUUAUCAAAAUGCGCGAAAUGUUGGCAAGCAUAUUACAAAUAUUCUCGUCUCAAGGCGACGAAGAGGAAAUGGUGCAAAAGUUUGGAAACUUUUUAUUGAGGACUCAAGACAAAGUUGGGAAGUGUAUUUUGCAUGCAGCUGUGGAUGGAAAUUGUAUCGAAUGUAUCGAGCAAGUCCUGGAAUAUUCUCACCAAGUCGGAGUAAAAGGAAAGAUGUUGGAUUCACAAACAAUUUUUGACGAGACUGGAUUGCUCAUUGCAAUUAAAAAGGGAUAUUUAUCUGUAGCUAGGAAAUUAAUUAUCGAGGGAGCAAACAUUUUUAUUCAAAAUCGUAUUGGGCAUUAUCCACUCCAACAAAUUUACCAAUUGUACCCAACUUUCGCGACAUUUCUGUUGGAUACCUCAAUUUCCGUGACCAGCGGAGGGGGUGCCUUUGUGCUAAGUCUAAACAUUGACAUGUCCUUAUUUACAAAUGCCGUUUUAAAGUUUAAAGUGAACAGUAACAAUUGGGUUCGUCGUGUCACAGAUUACAGUUUAGUUCCUAAUAAACCCUGCACAAAAAGUGGGACAGCUUCAGUGGAAGAAAAUGACACCAUGAAUCCGGAAAUGUACAUUCUAGCUCAGUUAGUCUAUUUGAAGGGGAAGGAUUGCAAAACGAUUGUGGAACAUCCUGUAACAGAAAUAUUCGUGGGCAUUAAGUGGGUAAUGCUCAAGCAUCGGAUUCAUCUGAUUAAGACAUACAUUCCACUCGCCAAAUACUUGGUUUAUUUCUAUUUGAUGUACAAUUUCUACGUGGUGGACGAAAACGAAGAAAAUGAAAAUGUGGCGUCGACCACUUCAUCGUCAAACUAUUUGGGGUUUGGACUUGUCCCAAUUUUUAUCCUGUUGCUCAUAACCAGCAUAUCGAUGCGAUUGCUGCUUGUCCAUUUUGUAAAAGAAUUGUGUGCGAGUCCAUCAAAUGAAAACAGAACUUGGAGAUGUACCCCGUUUGGACGUGUGACACAAGUAUCGUUUACAGUUGUGUCACUCGUCACAGUUUUGCUACCAAUAUGUGCUGAGAAAGAGAAAGCACAGUUUUACGGAAAUCCUUUGGCUGUGGUUGGCCUCCUGCUAUCUGCCUUUCUACUUCUUGGCGUAAUUGCGGAAUCAAACUUAAACCAUGGAGUUAAAUCAAUCUAUAUUUAUGUUUACUACAAAGUUGCAAAGAGAUUUAUUUCUGUGCUUUGCACAUUCCUCCCACUUUUGAUCGCAUUUGUGCUAGCGUUUCAAAUUAUUUUUGGAAAGAACUCUGAAUUUUCUGGAUUCUGGAGAACAUUGUUCCGCUUAGUGAUAAUGCUGCAAGGAGAAUUUGAAUAUGAAAAUGGGACACGAUUUGAUUUCGGUGGAAAUAUUUCUCAAACUAAAGUCUGGUGUGGACGUAUACUUUUUGCAGUGCUGUCCUGUUUUCUCGCAAUUCUGUUAAUUGAUGUUUUUCUGGGGUAUACAAUUUGCGAUGUGGAGGUGAGAAAGAUAUUCUGUACUAUCUACGGAAAGUAUUUGGGACUAUGCAAUCAAAUUAAGCAACUAUAUUUUACCGAAAAAGUUUUGGAAAUGUUGCGAAAAACGAGAUGGAUUGGUAAACUUGCUAUUCUGCAAAACUGGAUUAGCCUGGACUCAAUAAAUGUGAUAAAAUCAAAGAAUAAGUUACAGUUUAGGAAUGAAGUUCUUGUGAACUGGACAAAUUUGGACAAGUCGCAAAGGAAUAAAUUACACAAACUUAUUUUCUCAUAAGACAAGCGUGCUUGAAGUUUGGAUUUUUAAAUUGUUUUAAAUUCAAAUUGUUCAGUUCAGCAUUUACAGCAAUUACAUUAAUAAAUGCAAUCGGUGGUGAAUAUGAAUGUCAUGAUAAUAAGAAA